GUUUCCCAGAGUUACAGUCAAUGUUAAGAACAAUGAAGCUCACAAAGCAGGUUGUAGGUUAGGGGAAGUUGGUGUUCAUGUGUACGGAAGAUAAUGAGUUCCAGGGAGAAUAAAAUGUACUUAAUACAGAGAAAAACCAGGCAUGGAUUAGGAGGUGAUGAAAGAAAGGAAUCAGAUAGUAGGAGGAAUUGAGGUAAGGUGAACAGUUUGAAAGGUCUAAGGGUUAAUGAUGUCUGUAAACCAAAUACCAUAAAUAGAAAACAACCUGGCUCUCCUCUGUUACCUGUCAAGGUAUUGUACACUGUAUUCCUCUGUGUGUUGACAUUCACAUAAAUAUCUGGGUAAUGAGCUUUUUCUUACUGGUGCAGAGGGAGGAGAAACAGCUUGAGGCAUCAUUAGAUGCACUGCUGAGUCAAGCAGCUGAUCUGAAGAACUCACUGGGGAGUUUCAUUUAUAAGUUGGAGAACGAGUAUGACCGGCUCACCUGGCCUUCUGUCCUGGACAGCUUUGCCUUGCUCUCUGGACAGUUGAACACUCUGAACAAGGUCUUGAAGCAUGAGAAGACACCGCUGUUCCGUAACCAGGUCAUCAUCCCUCUGGUGUUGUCCCCAGACCGAGAUGAAGAUCUUAUGCGGCAGACUGAAGGACGAGUACCUGUUUUCAGCCAUGAGGUGGUCCCUGACCAUCUGAGAACCAAACCUGACCCUGAGGUUGAAGAGCAGGAGAAGCAGCUGACAACAGAUGCUGCCCGCAUUGGUGCUGAUGCAGCUCAGAAGCAGAUCCAGAGCUUGAACAAAAUGUGCUCAAACCUUCUGGAGAAAAUCAGCAAAGAGGAGCGAGAAUCAGAGAGUGGAGGUCUCCGGCAGAACAAGCAGACCUUUAACCCUGCAGACACCAAUGCCUUGGUGGCAGCUGUUGCCUUUGGGAAGGGGCUAUCCAAUUGGAGACCUUCAGGCAGCAGUGGUCCUGGACAGUCUGGGCAGCCAGGAGCUGGGACAAUCCUUGCAGGAGCCUCAGGGUUACAGCCGGUACAGAUGGCAGGAACUUCAAGCCAGCAGCAGCCAAUGCUCAGUGGGGUACAAAUGGCCCAAGCAAGUCAACCAGGGAAAAUGCCAAGUGGAAUAAAAACCAACAUCAAGUCAGCUUCAAUGCAUCCCUACCAGCGAAACUGGCAGCCUUUUUAUCUUUUAGAGGCUCACUACAGGACCUUUCUGCCCAGGUUCCAUCCUGGCCAUCCCUCCAAGCUGCAGAUGGUGAGGCUUCUGGGCUGGGACAAUUUGUCUACCUGCAGCUCUGGUGAUGCUUGGGCCUGCUCCACUGUAUAUCCUCUGAAAAGCCAAUUCACCUCUUACCUGGGACAUAGUCACAGUGUCCUACAUCCUUUACCCUACCCUGUACACAUGAAGGAAGAUGUCAAAGGGCCAGAAGAUGGGGGCUUCAUCAGGAAGUGUCUCUACUAGGCAGGACUGUGGGAGAAAGAGUCACAUUCUUAGCACAUGAAAAAGCCCCUUCUUCACCUGGACUCAUAGUUCUUAUUUUGGAGGGAAAGAGGAAUUGCUGAAUGUCUCUCAUCAGUGUUCAGUUGUCUUCGUAACAGUGUCUAAUUGCUGGACUCUAACCAAG
This is a messenger RNA of Choloepus didactylus (southern two-toed sloth), 1623 nucleotides long. It is a transcript of the gene MED8, whose product is annotated as mediator complex subunit 8. Gene Ontology annotation, cellular component: mediator complex; core mediator complex. Gene Ontology annotation, biological process: regulation of transcription by RNA polymerase II. The record is from RefSeq and is a predicted model, not a curated record. Lineage: Eukaryota; Metazoa; Chordata; Mammalia; Pilosa; Megalonychidae. Bases 345 to 1460 code for a protein of 371 amino acids. The transcript is spliced from 7 exons. Gene Ontology annotation, molecular function: transcription coregulator activity; RNA polymerase II cis-regulatory region sequence-specific DNA binding.